AGAGUGAGUUCAAGGACAGCCAAGGCUGUUAAACAGAGAAAGAAAGCCUGUCUCAAAAAUAAGAGAGAGAGAGAGAGAGAGAGAGAGAGAGAGAAGAUUGCACUGGGGCUGAGGAGAUGGCUCAAUGGCUAAGAACUCUUCAACACUUCCUGUGCUUACAGGGGCCAAAAGUUAGAAUCCAAACCCCAUGUUGAGCAGCUCAUAACAUUCUAUCUCUGUGGGAACCGGCACACACAUCACCUACAUUCAUGCAACACACAUUAAAAAAUAAAAGCCCUAGAGUUUGGAGAGAUGGCUCAGUGAUGACUCAGUGGUUAAGAGCACUGACUGCUCUUCCAGAAGAUCCAGGUUCAAUUCCCAGGAGCCAAUGACAGCUUACAACUGUCUGUAACUCCAGUUUCAGGGGACCUGACACCCAUAGCAAAACACCAAUGAACAUAAAGUAAAAAUUUAAAAAAAUCCCCUGGAUUUUCUUGACUCUUUGUAACCCAUUUAAUUUUAGAAUUAGCGUGGCAAUUUACACCAAAAAAUGUGCUAGAAUUAUGAUCCUUCAGAUCUGUAAAUCACUUUGCAGAGAAUUACAUAUUGAAGUUUAUCAUCUUCCGGCAAGGAAUGUUCCUCCAUUUUAUCUAGUAGCUUUUGGUUUUCUAUGUAGAGGUCUUACACAUACCGUGUUAGAUUAAGACCUUGGUGGUGAAUAUGUCAAUAAACACCAAUGGUCUAUUUUUAAAAGUUCAAUCUUAAUUUUUUUCUUUUCUUUUUCACAACAAAAGCUUUGGCGCCUGUCCUGGAACUAACUCUAGUAGACCAGGCUGGCCUUCAACUCAGAGAUCCACCUGCCUCUACCACCUAAGUGCUGGGAUUAAAGGUAUGUGCCACCAUCGCCCAGCUCAAUCUUAAAUUUAAAAAAUGCCUUUACAUGGUUUAUUGUUCAUAUAUAAGGAUAUAGUCUACUUUGUAUGUUGACUGUGUAUCCAGCGUCCCUUCUAAAUUAGGCUACAAAUUCUAAGAGUUUUGCUCAUAGAUUCUUUUGGACUUUGUUCCUAUAACUGUGAUCUACCAGAAUGAUUUCUUUCUUUCCAAUCUGUAUGUGUACCUUUUCUUCUUGCACAAGCUAACAUCUGGUGCCACGUGGGACAGAAGAGACAGUUGCCCUGUUUCAGCACCAGCCUUGAGGAUAUCGCUCAGUAUUUCACUUUGAAUGGGGUGUUUGCUGGGGAUGGUUAAGGAUAUUCUUCACUAGGCUGAGGAAGUUGCUUUUUAGUUCUGAGCUGCUGUGACUUGUGGAGUUUUGUUUUGUGUGGGUUUUGUCUUUUUUUGGGGGGUUGUUUGUUUUUAUCACUCUAAGUAAGAAGCCCAAAGCCUCAUCAGAGCAGGCAAAUAUUCUCCCACUGAGUUGUAUCCCCAGCUCCAUGUUUCUUAAAAGUAAUAGAGAGGGGGUUAGAGUUGUAACUCAGAGGUGGAGUGCUUGUCAAACAAAGCAAAGCUCUGGGUUUGGGCCUCCACUCCAGACAGUAAAAUAGCAGGGAGAUGGCUCAGUGGUAAGAACGCUCCCUGCUUUAAGGGGACCAGAGUUCAGUUACUAGCUCCCAUGUCAGGAACUUUAUGGUCAAACCACUUAUAACUCCAGGUUUAGGGCAUCCUGAGUCUUUGGAGAUAUGCAAUUAUAUAAGUUUUCCACUUUAUUUUGUUUUUCUUUAAAUUUUUUUACAUUUAUUGUGUGUGUGUGUGUGUGUGUGUGUGUAUGCAGCGCAGUGCAUGUGUGGAGGUCAGAGGGCAACUUGCAGGAGAAUGCACAGGUUUGGAUUACCAAACCAGGAAAGUAAUUGAAAAACAAAUCUUGUAAUAUUUUAGUAAGUUUAUAGUUUUGUAUUGUGCUCUAUUCGUAGCUAUCUUGGUGUGCAUGCAGCCUGUGGGCACAGCUGGGACAUGCCUGGUAAUGCAUGCCAUGGACAUGAAACAGUCAGUACGGAUGCUCUGGGUUUUCCUCCUUCCUUCCCCAUACAGCACAGGCCACUUCUUCUUUCCCUUCCAGCUGUGGGGCCUCCACACAGAAGAGCACGGCCUGAGCCUGGUUCUGAGGACUCUACGCCCUCUCACUACCACCAGGCCACUUGCUCAGUUCUUCUGAGACAGCUUCACCAUCUCUGGCAGAAUGAAUGUCCUUGAUGGUGUCCCCUUUAAGGUACCUAACGGCCUUGUGAUGGACACAGAGCCCUACCCUGCUCCAGCUCCAGAGAUCAGUGUCCGGUACUGUAGAGAACUCCUCCUGGGCUCGAUGUAUGACUUCAGCCUGGAAAGGGAGGCUCUCUUCUGGGUGGAAGCAGCCAUCCGAGGACCUUGUCCCCAACAAUGCAAGGACUUGGGGAUGGCAUCAGCUCCUCCAGCCUGGUUCUUACUGGUCAGUCCAAAACACAGUCUGAUGCCUGCACCUGCUGAGAAGGAAGAGGGGGAGGAGGAAGAAGAAAUAGGGGAGAAGAGGGAUGAGGACGAUGCUUCCUCUGCCAGCGAGGAGGAGAUGGGCUCCAGCAGCCCUCAGCCUGGCUCCCCUACAGCCCGUCGCCGCUGCUCGCUGGAUGUGCUGCGAAACAUAAAGUCUGAGUUUGUUGGUGCCCGGCGACGGCUCUCGGAGAGCAGACUAGCCUCGUGUCCUCGAGCCCUUCUGCACCGCUUCCGAGGCCACCGCACUCUGAGCUUGAGUGCCAGCCUGGCGCCAGCCCCUGACCCAGCACCGCAGCCCCCCAGUGAACCUGUGCUGCCUCCACGACCCUCUACCGCCGGCGCUAUGCCUCCACUGCGGAGCCACAAGCCCACUGUCGCUUCCCUCAGCCCAUACACCUGCUUGCCACCUCUCAGUGGGACACUCCAGCCCCUCAACUCCUAUAGAUUGCUUCCUGAUUCAGCAAAUGACCUACUGUCUGCCCUGACCAAAGAGGAGCAAGACCUCAUCUGGCCAGUGGUCGCUUUGGGCUAUCCCCUGGGAAGGGCCAUUGUGGCUCUGCAGAAGACAGGAAGGCAGAGCCUAAGCCAGUUUCUCGGCUACCUCGGUGCCUGUGAGAGGCUGCUGCGGCAGGGCUACGAUGAGGCCCUGGUGGAUGAGGCCAUGGAGAUGUUCCAGUUCUCCGAGCACCAGGCAGGGGAGUUCCUGCGACUCUGGCAGCAGUUCAGUGACAUGGGCUUCCAGCAAGACCGGAUCAAGGAGGUGCUGUUGGUCCACGGCAAUCAGCGUGAACAAGCCCUGGAAGAGCUGGUAGCCUGUGCCCAGUGACAAGCCAGGACACUCUGUGAUGGAUGGCUGACCAGUGAAG
This is a messenger RNA of Chionomys nivalis (European snow vole), 3308 nucleotides long. It is a transcript of the gene Ubap1l, whose product is annotated as ubiquitin associated protein 1 like. NCBI's taxonomy places the organism in Eukaryota, Metazoa, Chordata, Mammalia, Rodentia, Cricetidae. Gene Ontology annotation, biological process: ubiquitin-dependent protein catabolic process via the multivesicular body sorting pathway. The transcript has 5 exons. The coding region runs from base 2156 to 3268 and encodes 370 amino acids. The record is from RefSeq and is a predicted model, not a curated record. Gene Ontology annotation, molecular function: ubiquitin binding. Gene Ontology annotation, cellular component: ESCRT I complex.